Amoebophrya sp. A120 is the source of this 4984-nucleotide messenger RNA. NCBI's taxonomy places the organism in Eukaryota, Dinophyceae, Syndiniales, Amoebophryaceae. The record is from the annotation of a GenBank genome assembly.
AGGCUUCGAAGUGUCGAGUUAGCAGUAAGUGUCCCUUUCUAAGAGUAAUGAAUUCUAGUAGCGUAUAAUUCGUGGAGUUUGCUGCACCGUUUUUGGAGAAAGCAAUCAGGAUUUUCGGUUUUGUUGUGGUAACUCGAUUCUGCUAUAGUUGUGUUUACUGCGGUUGCGGUACUACGACCAUGGCAGCUGCAUUUAUACAUUGCAUAGAGGUGGAACAGACCGCUUAAUAGGGUUCAUAAAAAAAAUUGAAUUUCCUUUAUUUCCUCGCUCACCGCGGUCACGGCCUGAAGAUUAAGCGAGAAGCGGAGAAGUUACCGAUUCCUGCCACCGCACAGAAGUUGUAAAUAGAAAACUACGAAUAGCAAGUCGAGUGUCAACGGAGAAUAAAUUGCACCAACAGCAAGAACCGUCUGCGGCUCCGAUCCCGGCACAGCGGCGUGGCCUACGUCAUUUUUGAUCCAAUUGAAGACCGGCUGCUGGUGCCCCGCAGCGGUGGCAGUGCUGAGUAAAAGGUCCGGAGGUGAAGAAGAAAAAUCGGGGAGACAUCAUAAAAGUAGGGAUGUACACCAGAACUUCUAGCAGUAGCACGCGGGCGGGACGAGGUGACCCCGAAGUAGAACGCCAGCACAAAAGCUACAGCAGCCGACACAUUCAGGAAAGCGCGUCUACUUUUCGUCGCGACGAGGCGGCGCAGAAGAGCCAAAGUGUUGUCCUCCUGGCGCCCUCAACUACAUCUAGGGCAACAUCAUCCACCUCCACCAAGCUGGUUUCCUCCGGAAGGGGAAGGCGGGAUGAUGUGGACACUGUCCAGGAGCCGUCCUCACAAGCUUCUGCUCCUCUGCUUGUUCUUCCGCCGGUCGUCCUAGAAAAUGAACCAGAAAAACAAAAUGGGAAUAAAGAGGAGGAGGAAACGACACUUCUUGAGCAGACACACCUGUUAAAAAGCAGCACAGGAGGGUUUUUCUCAGAAAGAACCCAAAGGGACGACGAGGACGAGGGGAGGAACACUGCAACUAGAAGUUGUAGUGGAAACAAGGAAGAAACUAGGAAGAAUGUUGACCCAGCAGGAGCAGAGCAAAAACGAGGAGCACGAGGAUCUUCGCGAGAACAAGGAGGAUCUACUUCUUGGCUCGACCGGUUUUGCUUUGGCGACAUGCAGAUAGCGGAGCACGAUCCGGACAAUCUGUGGUUCGACGAGCCGAGGCACUUUGUCCGCAAUUACCCGCUGAUCUUGGCCUUCUGCCGACUGGUAGGCACGCUGUCCUACGCCUGCGGGAUUUUCAUCGUGGGCAUCACCAGCGAGAACUUUCUGCCCAAGGCCUACGCCGCGUACUUGACCCGGGUCAACGUGCUGGUCAGCUUCGUCUACUACCUCCUCCUCUUUUGGCGUCAACAGAGACUCUACCGCAAAGCCUGCAGCGCCAGCACGCUCGCGUACUGAUAUGUGUGGAAAGCAUGUUUGUUUAUACAAAAGAAAUCUUCUGCGAACAGAAACUUAAUGUUAAUAAAGCCAUUGAAGAACUUUCGAAUGAAUUUGCAAACGUGCAGAAGAUUACUCUUCUCUAGUAAUUUGAAUUUCUUUUGCGUAAGCCACCACAUAAUGAAUUGAAAAACAUAGGUUUUGCGUUCGACAGGAGCAGCAGGCGGGUGCGGCAACAUUGCUGCACGAGAUAAAUUCGGAUGGUGAAAACGAAAUCAGCUACGACGCAGAACGAGGUGCCGCGAAAGGAACAGCUCCCUACGACGUAGUAGAUCUUCAAAGCAGCCAGAAAAGUGCACUUUUUCUUCCGGAAACCGGAAAUCACGACAUGCCGAUGAACAGCAAUAUUAUUCAGGAGCGCAGACGAAGUAAAGAAACUCCACGACCACAACAACGACUACGCAGCGGUAGCGUUGAGCCAACUACAGUAAAAACUUUUCGCGACGAUGAAGAAAAAGACCUCAUUCUUGGCGCCACCCACCACGAAGAUGAUCUGCAACACGACAAGAAAAACUCCUCCGUUAGAAAUACACUGUCAAGUUGUAGGCCCCGCGCCAGCCACCAGCUUGCGGAGCAGGCCUGCCAGGCGGCGCACGAGAUGGUGGAACAGGACGAGGUGGAGUUGCAGAUCCCGGCGAGACGGCAGGACUUUUUCAUGCAACUCCGCAUCCAGUCGCACGAAAAUUCGUCGCUGACCAAGGUGAUCCGGGUGCUGCAGGAGUGGAUCAUCAUCGUGUCGCUCUUGAUUUGCGUCGUGUACUGGGCCGCGUUACACCGCGCCUCGGAAUUCGACUACAUCAGCAGCAACUUUUAUGUGCGCAACAAGGUGAGCCAGGAGGGGUCGUUUGCCGCCCAGCGGAUCACGGUGGAAAACCUGCAGGAGAUCGAGCUGCUGACCGAAAUGCGGAACCUGGUGCAGCAGUACCACGGGAAGGCGAAGGCCGCCGCAGUGUCGGACUUGCUGCUCCUCCAACCCACGGCGUUCUAUCCGACGGCGGUUGAGUACGAGAGCCGGGCGUAUACGGAGUACAAUCCGCUGGACGCGAACUUCAUGAGGGAACGCGUAAGAGACACGCUAGCGGAGUUCAUGCGGAAGCAAAAUUUUGAUGACGGUCAAUCGAGUGGUGAUGUUAUUGAACAACCAGGACCCGAGCCUCCUUUAUUUUCACGAUCUCCUGCAGGUCCAUCUCCGUGGGCAACAAGCAACGUUGUGCUGGACUUUUCUGAUGUAGCACCACCGUCGGCCUCGGAGGCGUCCCCAUUAUCACAACAAGGUCCUCGAAGAUCUUCGCAGCACAGAGGGCAAAGAGGACCACCUGGUGGUUCGUCUGCGUCGAGAGGAGGUGGACAGGGCGGUAGUACCAACACCCGCCAGCAGCGCAGCUUCAACGCCGCGGCGUUGCGGCAGCGGCGCGAGAAGAUGCUGGGCGCCUUGCUGAAGCGAAUCGCCACCGUGCAUGCGCAUUUGCAGCUGGUAGUAGAUGAAAACUACAGCAACACAAAUCCGCCACUUCUGCCGGGCGAGGAGCCCAUCGAGGAUCUCACGCGGCAGGACAUCCGACAGAGGUUCAACGUGGCCAGGAAAAUCGUGCUGGAGUACAUAAAGUUGUACGACAAUAAUUCGUAUCAAAUGUAAAAACGUCUGGGUCUGGAAGAAUGCAACUUGUGAUGCUGCCUCUGCAUUCUAAAAAAAUCUGUAUUGCAUGACCAGCAAGAGGAGUUCACUUUGUGCUACAUGGAGACGGUAUUUCUCAUGCGGAACAGGCAUCAGGAAGCCCUCGAAAAAUCUGUGACGCUAGGUCGUGCAUUACAGACAUCGUGGGUCAUGCAAAACAUGCAUGACAAGUCUCAGAAUCUUCCAGACCCAGACAUUUUUGCAAUCAAUAAUUCGGACAAGGACCAGGCGCAGCAGAAAUACCCCCUUGCCAAGAAGUUGUUCGACAGUAGCAAAGCAAAGCGGCGGACCGCGUUCACCUUGACAGUACUCGAGCAUGGGUUCAUCGUUUUCGCAAGCCUCACCGAGCUGCUGCUGGUAAAAUAAUGAACAAGACUAUAGUUGUGUUACCGCUACUUGUUCCACUUUAGCUUUUUUCUUUUGCUCUUCAGUAUCUAAUAUCAUGUCUAUGAUCUUCUCGAUUGUCGUUCAUCUGUUUUUCUGACCCUUCAAGAAUGAAUCUCUAGAUCCCUGAUACAAACGCAGGUGCAGCAGCGUUUCCGGUGGGGGCGGUGUUUUCUGCUGAUUACGAUGCUGGUACUGUACGCAUUUGUGAACAUGAUCUGGACCUUCGUGCAGGGUUACGCGAUCUACCCGCACCUGCUCGACUGGCGACAGGCGCCCGCCGUUGCGGUCGCCGUGGUGGUCGCGCUCGCCGUGCUCUUCUCCGGAAUCUACUGGCUACUCAUUUGCACACACAACCCACCGGGAAGCAGAGGAAGCUGUUGCGGGGGACGGAAGAACAAAGAACCGAAUCAGGCUAGUGAGACGACCUCCGGACACGUUGAUUCUACCACACGACUCGAGGAAAAUAUCGAAUACGACGGGAGGGAGCAAGCCACAGCUGCAAGUUGUAAUAUGCGUGUAGAGCACAGAGGAUCGAAACACGAACAGGGAUGUUAUGACAAAAGAGGCGACUCUGCCUCUGCCUCUUUCAAGCGACAUCACAGUACGGACCCGUUCUCAGGACCACACUCCGUGACCGAAAUAGAUCAGGAAGACGAGCUUGACAGGACGAGCACAAAAAACUUUCCCCUUGCCCCCCCACGCUUCGAGACGGAUCGCGAGCCGCUUCUGGUCUAGAGGCGAAAUUAGUAGCUCGAUACAGCAGGUCGAGUUGCGACUUCCCCCCACAGAGGCAUAUACUGUACGAUUUCUGACGACGAAAUUUUGAAAUUAUGCACUGCUGCGUAUGCUUUUCCAUUUGGGCAAGGACAACUUAUUGAUUACUAUGGAUCUACGCAUUCGCUUUGAUUAAUACUGCAUCGCGGCCCUGACUUUACUUCCCGUCGGAAAGACAAAAAGUAAACUAAAUGGCAAGAUGCAUCUAGGCAGCUGCGAGUGAUUUGAGCAAUUGUCGAGAUUCAUGCGAUAUCUCCUGCAAAUGUGCCUAGGGGGACCCGAUGAAACGGUAUAGGCUAAAGCGAACAGGAAAAUGAAAGAGACCCGAGGUAGCCCCAACGGUGCCGGUAGUAAGUACAACGUAGUUGGGAAAUAAGUAAAUGCUCUACCAGUGCUGGGCCUCUACGUGAAGACGAAUGAAUUAACUUAUCAUGCAAAUUGAAUGUUGCCCUGUGUCCCCCAGCAUCGCGCCCUGCACAUGAAUGACGUGUUGUGUGUUGCCUUUGCAGCCGCCUUACUUCUUAAGACUUUACCCGAAAUGGAAAUUCAGCGACUUUGCUUCUACUGCGCGAAAUAGUGUAGUGUUAGUUCCAAGGCACCUCCACGACCAGAACGAGACUGAACAGCAGAGUUGAGCGCUCCAUCGUUGUAACUGGAAUGAGGCCGAU